Messenger RNA from Spizellomyces punctatus DAOM BR117, 1663 nucleotides. RefSeq lists its product as uncharacterized. The record is from RefSeq and is a predicted model, not a curated record. The transcript is spliced from 5 exons. Lineage: Eukaryota; Fungi; Chytridiomycota; Chytridiomycetes; Spizellomycetales; Spizellomycetaceae. Bases 96 to 1484 code for a protein of 462 amino acids. Gene Ontology annotation, biological process: neutral lipid catabolic process; multivesicular body membrane disassembly; macroautophagy. Gene Ontology annotation, molecular function: glycerophospholipase activity.
UGCAAAACGUGCUCGCAAUUCUUAUCGCCGACUGCGGAACUGAGUUUUUCUCGAUUAUGCACUUCUACUUUGCAAGUUGAAUCAGCGAGACCCUCAUGCUACCACGUCGACCUGCUGUACUUUUUAUUUUCGUCCUAGCUCUCCUCGUCUGUGCUCUCUUUGAAACCACGUUUGCCACAAAUUCAAAGGCCACCCGCUUGAAACUAUCGCAUAUCUUCCACCGGGGGACUAGUCGCUACCCAGAUCUCUUCAAGCGGCUGGAUAUUGAUAAUGAGGCCGAUCUAUGGCUGCAGGAGCUGUUGACUGGACAGACCUUUGUACACCAAGUUCAGCAUCGAGAAACUAUUUUGGAGACCCGGGAUAAACGUGCCAAUGACAGGAAAGAUUCCUUGGCUGUACAGGGCGCUAGGGCGGGAGCCCAGAUUACAAUGGAAGCGAAACGGAGCACUGUCGUCAAGGUCCCUGAUUACACCGAUCCGGCAACGGUGCUGAGUUUUGCGAAAAUGUGUUCGAAUGCAUAUUUAACUCCUGACGACGAGCAAUGGAAAGAUGUUGGUCAUUGGAACGCCACGGUCGGUUAUGGAUGGGAGAACGAUGGCAUACGAGCAUAUGUCUUCACAGAUGAUCAAGAUCAUUUGGUUCUGGCCUAUAAAGGCACGUCCGCCAGUCUUUUUGGCAUUGGCGGCGAAACAUCUGCCAAGGACAAGUACAAUGAUAACAUGAUGUUUUCAUGCUGCUGCGGCAAAGCCGGCCCGACCUGGAGGCCUAUAUGUGACUGUUGCGGUGAAGCGGGCCGGACGUGUUCGCAAAAAUGUCUGAGCAAAGCCUCCCAUUAUCCCGAUUCAUAUUACCUCCUCGCUCAAGAAAUGUACCUGACAGUCCGUGAACUAUAUCCUGAUCACACUAUUUACCUAACAGGGCAUUCUUUGGGAGGUGCCCUUGCGUCUCUCGUCGCGCUCACUAAUAACGUGCCAGCGUUCUCGUAUGAAUCCCCCGGUGAUCUCUCAUUUGCCCGUCGUUUAGGGCUAGUUCCACCGGCUCCCAAUCCAGUGCCGGACACACCCAUCUACCAUUUUGGUAAUCUCGGCGACCCAGUCUUUACGGGAACAUGUCACGGACCCUUUACGUCUUGCUGGAUUGCCCGGUUUGCGAUGGAAACUAAAUGCCAUCUCGGCAAGAGCUGCGUAUAUGAUCCCGAUGAAGUUCGCCUAAAAAAAGGAAUGGAUUUGAAGACGUUUGGAAAAUGGGUGACAAAUGUGGAUAAUCAGCAUGGGAGGACGAACGCCUUAUUCCCUUACGCAACCGACGGUGGGAUGUCGUUGGAGAUAUCCUCCAACGUCGUGAAUGCAUCGGCGGUGAAAAAUAUCAGAUAUCAUCAGAUCAACAAUGUGAUACGACUGUUCUUGGAGGAUGCGGAAGAUGUUCCAGAAUGCGUUCCUGAACCAGACUGCAUGGACUGUGAGCUGUGGGAGUUUGCCGAAUGAGGCCUCUAUUGGUUGGAGUUUGUCUUUCCUUGCUCUUUCUUUAGUUUAUAUUAUUUUUCCUUUUUUUGACAUGUAUAUCUAUGGGUUGGGAGAAAUGGCUGUCUUCUUCGUUUGUAUAUUAUUAUUGGCUUUAUUGCUUUCUGGAAAAUUUGUGCAUAUAUUGAAAUUCUGACAAGCUA